Molecule: messenger RNA, 4023 nt
Organism: Dufourea novaeangliae
Lineage: Eukaryota; Metazoa; Arthropoda; Insecta; Hymenoptera; Halictidae
Gene: Wdr33
Exons: 9
Coding region: 170-3334 (1054 amino acids)
Cellular component (GO): mRNA cleavage and polyadenylation specificity factor complex
Molecular function (GO): protein binding
Source: RefSeq, a predicted model, not a curated record
GAGAAAAUUUGUUCGCAAUUAAUGAGCAGAAUUAGUAAAUGCAAUGGAUUCAGCAUAGCAACAUUAGACAAUAUUAAACAACGAAUAUGUUUGUCCCUUAUUAUCCCUUUAGAUUAUAUUUCCUUUUGUAUAUUUAAAUUAUUUGUAAUAUCCUAUAAAUUAUUUCAUUAUGUCUGCAAAUGCUCAAUUCGCAAAUCCUCCACCAGCUAUAAGUUUACCUAAUAUGUCAGUGCCACCACCUGCCACUCCAAAUUUGUCAGCUCCGCCUCCUAAUUUAACUACCAUAAACACAUCUGGAAGCUACCAACAUCGGUACACUAAUCACAGAGAUGGGGCCCGUGGUUUCUUUAAGCCAUUCAGGCCUUAUCAUGCUCCAAAAAUUGUUGCUGCUGGCCAGGAUAGUUUGCAAGAUGAAUUCGAUGGGAAAAGACUUAGGAAAUCUGUUAUGAGAAAAACUGUUGAUUAUAAUUCUGCUAUCAUAAAGAGCUUAGAGAAUCGAGUAUGGCAAAGGGACUAUAGAGACAGACGUGCUCUUCAGCCGGAUGUAAUGUAUUAUCCUGACUUACUCCCACCACCCAGUUAUGUUGACAAUCCAAUAAAUGCAGUCACAACAAGAUUCGUGAAGACAGCAACAAAUAAAAUGCGAUGUCCUAUCUUCUGUAUGGCUUGGACACCAGAGGGUAGACGUUUAGUCACUGGUGCAUCUAGUGGAGAGUUUACCCUCUGGAAUGGCCUUACCUUUAAUUUUGAAACUAUUUUACAGGCACAUGAUAGUCCAGUGAGAACAAUGGUGUGGUCGCACAAUGAGAGCUGGAUGGUUACAGGAGAUCAUGCAGGCUACGUCAAGUAUUGGCAGAGCAACAUGAACAAUGUCAAGAUGUUUCAGGCUCACAAAGAAGCGAUUAGAGGACUCAGUUUCAGUCCAACGGAUCAUAAACUGGCAACAUGCAGUGAUGAUGGAACUGUCAGAAUUUGGGACUUUCUUCGGUGUCAUGAAGAACGAAUUUUGAGGGGUCAUGGAGCUGAUGUGAAGUGUGUACAUUGGCAUCCUCAAAAAAGUCUAGUCAUCUCAGGAAGCAAAGAUAACCAGCAACCGGUCAAACUAUGGGACCCAAAGACUGGGCAGUCUCUUGCAACUUUACAUGCGCACAAGUCGACUGUGAUGGAUGUUAAGUGGAAUGAGAACGGAAAUUGGUUGGUGACUGCAUCGCGGGAUCACUUGCUCAAGCUGUUCGACCUUAGGAACUUAAGCCAAGAAGUUCAAACGUUUCGUGGUCACAAGAAAGAAGCUUCCAGCGUCGCGUGGCAUCCGAGUCAUGAAGGCCUGUUCUGUAGUGGUGGCAGCGACGGAGCUAUUUUAUUCUGGCAUGUUGGAGCGGAUAAGGAAGUGGGUGCAAUAGAACAAGCUCACGACAGUAUAGUCUGGACAUUAGCUUGGCAUCCAUUGGGACACAUUCUCUGUUCCGGUAGUAACGAUCACACUUCAAAGUUCUGGACACGAAACAGGCCUGGCGACUUGAUGAGAGAUAAAUAUAAUCUCAACACAUUACCUGCAGGAUCCGCUGGAGUUGAUGAUCACGAAAUAGCUGACGAGGCAGCUGUAAUUCCUGGUAUGGGACCAGAAGACAGGAUCAACGCCGACGGUGAACCAGAAGAUAAAAGCGGUGGAAUUCCUGGGUUGGACUUGGAUCACGCUGUCGACGAAGGGAAAAAGUUUGCGAACAAAAAAGUUCCAUACAGCAAACCAAUCCCAAGGAAUUUCCAAGCUCAAUGGAAUGAAAUGGAGGCAGAAGAUAUGGAGCAAGUGGAGGCUUUGAAUGCAUUUGUGAAUCAGUUAAUUGAAACUACUCCAGGAGCAGUACCUCUGAAUGAUGUCACACCUAAUGGUAUUAUAUUAUAUGGAAAAAUGAUUCCCGUUGAACCUGGUUCCAAGUUAGCAGAGGCAAUUAGUAAAGGAAAUGACGCCAUAAAUAAAUUAGUAUUCUCUGGAGAGAUAGAAGAGCUGCGCGAUGUUGUUGGCCCGCCAGACAACGUGGACGAGGCCGAGGAAUUUUUGCAGGAUGACGGCGAAAUAGAUUAUUCGAAAGUUCCCGACAUCGAACUUCCUCCACCUUUACCUAGUUCUAAGUUCGCACAAAACCCGGAAUUGCUUAAAGCCCUGAAUCGCGGUGGGAAACGGAAAUUCGACCAGCUGAUCGGUUGGAGCGACGGUGGAGCUAGCGAUCGAACGUCCAAGAUUCAUCAGCCAGUAUUCGGCGGGGUGAUGACGGAGGAUUCACAAUCCAGCGAUACCGACUUAAGAUACACUGGAAGCAAAACGAACCAACAUUCGAACGAAAAUAAUUCUUUCCAUACCGGACAAGAUGAGGAUCUCAGGAAACUUCCUCACGGUGAUAUGGCAAGAAAUAUGAAUCGUGGUGACGAAGAUUUACGAUUUAACAUAUCCAGUGGACCCGGUAGGCCUAGUUCGCGUUCUGAUUAUGAUGUCAGAAGUAAUUAUGCAGACAAAGACUUCAGGAGUUCGCAUGGAUUUCCCUUAAAGAAGCCUUUGGACAAUGACAUUUACGACGACAGAGAUCGGGAUGGUGGUUCGCGAUGGGACGAUGAAAAAUCGAUGAACGAUGGCCCUCGGAAAGGGGACAGUAGUUUCUCUAGUAGUUUCGACAAACGCGAUAAUAUGCCGAUGGGUAUGGGCCCCGGCAUGAGUAAUAAUAUGCCCCACUUAAGCAACAGCAUAUCUCACAUGUCCAGUCAUCACAAUAUGCAAAAUAUUAAUCCGAAUAUGCCUCCUCCUAUUCCAAGUUUAGUGUCACAUUCAAAUAUGUCUCAGCAUCCUAUGCAGAAUAAACCUUUACAUCCUGGUAUGCAAGGAAUCGAUGGUCCCAUGCACAUGAUGCAUCAUCCCAAUAUGCACCCUGGUUUUGGUCCGAACGGACCACCCCCUGGAAACUUUGGUCCCAAUUUCAGACCACCGAAUGGCAAUUUCGGUCCGAAUCAACACUUCAGGCCCAGUCCGUUACCUCUGUUCGGAUCGAAUCCAGGACCAUUCGGUAACAGUUUUCAAGGUUUACCGAACUUUAGAGGACCGAACUCUGGACCACCGAAUUUCGACAGACCCGGCUUCGGUCCAGGUUUCCGGGGUCAGAAUCCCGGCCAGAACGCACCAAAUAAUUUUAAUACGAACUUUGGUAACUUCGGAAAUAAGCUUGGACCUAAUCGUGGCAUGAAUCGGGGUCCUAACGACAAUAAUAUGGGCAGAAGUGGGUACAGCAACCGUGGUAGAGGACGUGAUGGUGAUCAAUCGCGUGGUAUCAGAGGAAGAGAUAACUAUUGAAACGAAUGAAGUAUCUUUAUGGUGUUGUUGCCAGACUGCCGUUUGCACUGUUAUGAACCAAUGUUUUGUGCAGGUUGUACAGUUGUCGGUGAAGAACGGCGGUAUUCUGUGAAAGCAUCGCAGUGUAAGAUGAGGACCGACGUUGGAUACGGUGCGAGCCACUUUGCACUUUCUGUUAGGAAACUGAGCGUUGCGUGCUUGAAUGAAAGUAUAUUUUUUUUUGGAGUAACUUUAUUUGGGAGAGCUGAUCUUUUCCGAAGAAGUGACUGAUUAUCCAUUACUAGACGGCUAGAUUUCUAAAUACGAGAUUCACCUCGUCGAAGUAAGCGCGAUCUCUCCGCGUCUUAUAACACUUUCGCGCAGAAUAUACGAAUGUUUACGGGUCGUGCUAGACCGCAAGAAUUGUAAUAUAAUAUAUAACCGAUGACACCAAUAUUAUUUCAAAGAAAAAAACUGUUCACAAGCUGCCUUGCGAAAGAACUUUCUUGUUCCAAUUUGAGAAUUGAUUGGUGCGCGAGGAAAACGAAGGAAGGAAAGAAGCAUGUGGAGCAUGUUGAACGUUUCAUAAUUGUUGCUGGUCGUCAAGAAACUGUGAACCAGAACAGUUUACCUAUCAGUUAUUAAUAAAACGGAGUAAGAUGCAGAAUAAUUUGAAUUGAAGAUCUGUCCCAGAUUUAAUUUAUAGAUGU